This is a messenger RNA of Exophiala aquamarina CBS 119918, 1329 nucleotides long. RefSeq lists its product as uncharacterized. Lineage: Eukaryota; Fungi; Ascomycota; Eurotiomycetes; Chaetothyriales; Herpotrichiellaceae. Bases 1 to 1329 code for a protein of 442 amino acids. The transcript has 7 exons. The record is from RefSeq and is a predicted model, not a curated record.
AUGGGCUCUCUCUUUUUGUCGUCAAACUAUACCCCAGAGGCCGUUUCUCCUACUGAUAUUCGCGUGGCCAGUCUAGCGUGGGGAUUCACACUGGGAUUCAGCUUCCUGACCUCGGUGAAGGCUGGGCGGCAGACUGCUACGAUCUGGCGUCGAGCCCAUCGGGUCACGACAUAUGUCGCGCUCAUAUGGGGAGAGAUGCUAGUUUCGACUAUCUUCGGGUUCAUAUGCUGGUUUUACAUAGACCACUUCUUCAAUCCUAGUUUCGCUUUCUUUUUCUCAAUCCUAACGUUAUGGGCAUUACAAGUACAGUUUCUUCUUCAGAUCAUUAUAAACCGGAUCAACCUCCUGAUUACCAAUAAACGAAAAGUCGCGUAUAUCAAAUGGGGCACUGCAGGAUUGAUUACUGCCAUCAACAUCUCAGUUUAUUGCAUUUGGAUUCCUGCUCGCCUGCAGGUCAGUGAGCGAUAUAUUCACAUUAACGAAGUCUGGGACCGUUGCGAGAAGGGGAUUUACUUGAUCGUCGAUGCCGCGUUGAAUAUGUAUUUCCUGUAUCUUGUGAAGAACAAAUUGAUGGCACGUGGCAUGUCCAAGUACAAGCCAUUGUUCAGAUUCAACGCCGCCAUUGUUAUUGUCUCAUUGAGCAUGGAUGUUCUUAUCAUUGCCAUGAUGAGCAUGAAGAACACUUUCGUUUAUAUGCAGUUUCACCCCAUCGCCUAUAUCGUCAAACUUAAUAUCGAAAUGAGCAUGGCUGAGCUCAUCACGAAAGUCGCUCAGGCGCCCAAUCAUGCGGGACCAGGCAGCAGUAGCGGGCCACACACAUCCAGCGCCGAUCCCAACUCGACUGGAGUCAGCAGGUCUUGGUAUCACAAAGGCGGAAAGGACGACAAGCGGCACUCCAGCCGAGGGCGAAAUGCCCAGGAUGGUGCGAUAGACACCAUUACGGUGACGACAGACCGCCGAAUGGAUGGCGUUACAAGUCCAGACCCAGUCAAGAACUACUCAGCCUGGAUCUCGGUCGGCGACCACGCCGCUCGCGACGUCGAAUCUCAACGUCGAUACCAACGCAGUCACGCGCAUUUUGAGGAUGAGGAAGACGAACUCGAUGACGGCCAAAGAGAAACUCAUGAGAUGGGUUUUAUUGACUUCGUCAAGGGCGGCGGACGAAGGGUGGACGAAAAUGUCAUUGUCAAAGCCAUGGAGACGAUAGUCACGACCAAGGGUGUCGAUGGCAGUGGAAGUGUCACCCCUUCCACCAACACUGCCAUGGGUGAUGUCAGUCGCGGUACGAGUGAGACCGGGUCCACCAACGAAUUGAAGCCAUCAAGAUGA